CCUGCGCAGAACGGCGCGGCGCGGCAAGAUGGCGGACAAAGAGAAGAAGAAGAAGGAGAGCAUCUUGGACCUGUCCAAGUACAUCGACAAGACGAUCCGGGUGAAGUUCCAGGGGGGCCGCGAAGCCAGCGGAAUCCUGAAGGGCUUUGACCCGCUGCUCAACCUCGUGCUGGACGGCACCAUCGAGUACGUGAGAGACCCCGACGACCAGUACAAGCUCACAGAGGACACGCGGCCGCUGGGCCUGGUGGUGUGCAGGGGCACCUCGGUGGUGCUCAUCUGCCCGCAGGACGGCAUGGAGGCCAUCCCCAACCCCUUCGUCCAGCAGCAGGAGGCCUAGCGGGCGGCUUACCCGCACGAACGGACUUCCCUUUUUGUAUAGGUUACAUUUUUCUUUUGUUAAUAAAAUCGCAAACUUCUGGAGCCCCAGGACCUUG
Molecule: messenger RNA, 437 nt
Organism: Equus quagga
Lineage: Eukaryota; Metazoa; Chordata; Mammalia; Perissodactyla; Equidae
Gene: LSM7
Product: LSM7 homolog, U6 small nuclear RNA and mRNA degradation associated
Exons: 4
Coding region: 29-340 (103 amino acids)
Biological process (GO): nuclear-transcribed mRNA catabolic process; mRNA splicing, via spliceosome
Cellular component (GO): spliceosomal tri-snRNP complex; U2-type prespliceosome; catalytic step 2 spliceosome
Molecular function (GO): RNA binding
Source: RefSeq, a predicted model, not a curated record